GCGCCCGCGAACUACCUAUCCCGUCGUGCUCCGGGGGAGGCGCGCUUCGUCGAGCGACUUCCGGUGGCCGGAAGAAGCGUCGCUGCGCCCGCCGCUCGCUCAAGUCAGUAUCUCCUCAGCUCGCUCGGCCCUCGGAUCGGCGGCGGCGGCGGAGGCGGCGGGCGGCCUCGGCAUGGAGGAGAACGACUGGCGCAGCGCCAACUUCAGGCAGAAGCUCGUCAGCCAGAUUGAAGAUAGCAUGCGGAAUGCUGGAGUGGCUCACAAUAAGAGCAGCAAAGAGAUGGAGAACCACGUUUUCUUGAAGGCCAAAUCACGGGAGGAGUAUCUUUCCCUGGUGGCAAGACUCAUCAUCCACUUUCGGGAUAUCCACAACAAGAAGAACCAGGCCUCCGUCAGUGAUCCCAUGAACGCCUUGCAGACCCUGACGGGCGGCCCACCUGCAGGAGCAGCGGGCAUGGGCAUGGCAUCUCGCCCCCAGGGGAUGGGUGUGCUCGGGCCCCCCAUGGGGCAGCAGAUGAGCCUUCCGGGGCAGCAGGCGGCACCAGGGGCAGCUGGGAUGGCCCCCCGUGGCAUUCCAGGCAUCUCGGCAGCUUCCCAGCCAACCCAGCUCCAGCUGCAGCAGAUGGCCCAGCAACAGCAGCAGCAGUUUCAGCAGCAGCAGGCACAGGCGCAGCAGCAACAGCAGGCAGCGCUGCAGCAGCAGCAGUUCCAGGCCCAGCAGACGGCCAUCCAGCAGCAGUUCCAGGCGGUGCAGCAGCAGCAGCAGGCGGCAGCCGUGGCGCAGCAGCAGCAGCAGCAACAGCAGCAGAUGCAGGCAGCCCAGCAGCAGCACAUGCUGAAACUGCAUCAGCAGAACCAGCAGCAGAUGCAGCAGCAGCAGCAACUGCAGCGGAUUGCUCAAAUGCAACAGUUGCAAGUUCAGGCCAUACAGGCCCAGCAACAGCAGCAGCAGCAGCAACAACAGCAGCAGCAGCAGCAGCAGCAACAACAACAACAACAGCCACCCCCAUCGCAGCAGGUUAUGCAGCAGCAGAUGCAACAGAUGCAGCAGCAACAGGCUGCACAAGCUCAGCCGCCGCAGCCAGUAGUGUCUCAGGCACAGACAAUCCCAGGGCAGAUCCCUGGUCAGGUCAUGCUCACAGCCCAACAGAUUAAAGUCAUGCAGGCAAGAGCUUUGCACCAACAGCAGCAGCAGCAGCAGCAACAACAACAGCAGCAGCAGCAGCAGCAGCAGCAGCAACAACAACAACAGCAGCAGCAGCAGCAACAACAACAACAGCAGCAACAACAACAACAACAGCAACAACAACAACAGGCAGCCGCGGCUCAAGCUCAGGCUGCUCAGAUGGGUGCUUCAGGACCGAUGAUCACCGCAACUAUGGCCCGAGGUGGGAUGCAAAUAAGACCACGGUUCCCGCCUACCACCGCUGUCUCUGCCACGCCUCCAAGCACCAUUCCUUUGGGUGGACAGCAAAUGCCUCAGGUCAGCCAGAGCAGCAUCACCAUGAUGUCUUCUCCUUCACCAGCCCAGCAAGCCCAGACCCCUCAGCCGAUGCCUCCGCCACCUCAGCCCUCUCCCCAGCCAGGGCAGCCAACUUCCCAGCCCAACUCCAAUGUCAGCUCCGGUCCAGCCCCAUCUCCCAGCAGCUUCCUCCCCAGUCCAUCUCCUCAGCCCUCUCAAAGUCCAGCAGCUGCACGAACGCCACAGAACUUCAGUGUCCCAUCUCCGGGGCCACUAAAUACUCCAGGCAAUCCCAACUCUGUCAUGAGCCCAGCGAGCUCCAGCCAAUCUGAGGAGCAGCAGUACCUGGAAAAACUCAAGCAGCUCUCCAAGUACAUUGAGCCUCUGCGGAGGAUGAUCAACAAGAUAGAUAAGAAUGAAGACAGGAAGAAGGACCUCAGUAAGAUGAAAAGCCUGCUGGAUAUUCUGACUGAUCCUUCCAAACGCUGUCCUCUGAAGACACUGCAGAAAUGUGAAAUUGCUCUGGAGAAGCUCAAGAAUGACAUGGCUGUGCCCACCCCCCCACCCCCUACAGUGCCUCCCACAAAGCAGCAGUACUUGUGCCAACCCUUGUUGGAUGCUGUCUUGGCCAAUAUCCGCUCACCAGUCUUCAAUCAUUCCCUCUACCGAACCUUUAUGCCAGCAAUGACUGCCAUCCAUGGUCCACCCAUCACGACCCCGGUGACUUCCACUCGGAAGCGGAAAUAUGAAGAGGACGAAAGGCAGACUAUACCAAAUGUAUUACAAGGGGAGGUUGCAAGAUUAAACCCAAAGUUCUUGGUGAACCUGGAUCCCUCCCAUUGUAGCAACAAUGGCACCGUCCACCUCAUAUGCAAGCUAGAUGACAAGAACCUUCCAAAUGUCCCACCAUUGCAACUGAGCGUCCCAGCCGAUUAUCCACAUCAGAGCCCCUUGUGGAUUGAUAACCCUCAGCAGUACGAAGCAAACCCUUUCUUGCAGUCAGUGUAUCGCUACAUGAUGUCAAAAUUGCUGCAGCUUCCUGACAAGCACUCUGUCACAGCACUCCUUAACACCUGGGCGCAGAGCAUCCGCCAGGCCUGCUUGUCUGCUGCUUAAUGUCUCGUCAUCUCCUCUUGCUGGGCCUGAGCUGGAAAAAAUCACAGCCAAGCAGGGCAGGAACGUGUGAAGCAGAAGCCUUAAAUUGUUUUUGUUUACUAGGAGCCCGGCUUUGUAAAGAGCCUGGAAUUAGGUUUAGUGCUUGUGCUUCUUCUGCCUUUGUAGACCUGCCCAUAACUUGAUGCAGGGGGUGGAUUUUCACGGUUCUUACGGCAGACGUGUUAAUGACUUUUUUUUAAUGUCUUCUUAGAGAAGAGUGUGUGUAGACUUCUGUCACGGAGUCUCCCUACUAUAAGAAAAGGGACAGCGUCCUUCAGACCUCGUCCAGUGCCCAGUAUGUAUGUAUAUAUGUAUGCUUGGUUGGAUACCAGCCCAAGAAGAGGCUGCCUGCACACCCACCACACAAGCUGUUCUUUGAUAGCUGUGUGCAGUGACUGACUGAAGCAGGUGAGCGGUUUGUGUCUUCCCAACUAUGAGGCAGCCAGCUAUUAGACUGAUGUGGCUCUGGCAAGCCAUGCGUCAAGUGUCAUUCAUCAACUUGUGCCUCACGGGAGGAGCCUGGCUGGGCAUAGGGUGAGACUGAGGCUGCUUCACUCAGCCCUGGUUUUGCUUUCUCCUACCUCCCAUGCACAACUCUCUUGAUCUUUGUGGAAGUAUUGCUGUUUUUACAUACUUCUGCUAUCACCUUUGCAGCAGAGUCGCUGAAUACUGGCUUGCACUCUUCCAACACGGCAUCCAAUUGCUGUGCUAUCUGUAAAUGUGUGAUUGCUGUGUCAAUUUGAGGACAUUUUUAAAAAUGUACUUAAGAAGCUCUGAUUGAUUGCAGUACAAAGUAUCAAUUAUUUCAUACAUGAACUAAGGCAUUUGUUUUAUUGUAAUAAAUGUAUUGUUCCAGUG
Molecule: messenger RNA, 3475 nt
Organism: Podarcis muralis (Common wall lizard)
Lineage: Eukaryota; Metazoa; Chordata; Lepidosauria; Squamata; Lacertidae
Gene: MED15
Product: mediator complex subunit 15
Biological process (GO): regulation of DNA-templated transcription
Molecular function (GO): transcription coregulator activity
Source: RefSeq, a predicted model, not a curated record